CACCGACGCCGGCGACGCAGCGCGGCCGCACCUGGUGCUGCACCCGCACACCCGCGCAAGCGAUGUCCGCUCCGCACCUCGCCCAGCGUCAUCCGCUUGCACCCAUAUCGCCGCCCCAUAAAGGCGGCUGCCUCUCUCGCCGGACCCCGCUGCUGCCUUGAGAACCAUCCCGCCCACCGUCCUGCCUCCGAGCCUCCGCCUUCUCCAUCUCCCUUCUUGCCUUGCCUGCGAUCCAUCAUACACGCCUUCGCAGCGAUGGCCUCCUCCUCCUCCUCUUCUUCUGCUGCGGCGCCCUCGUCGUCGCGCGCCGGCCACCUGAGCCACUUCUCGACGCGCUCCUUCGAGUCGUACCACACGCCCAUCAACUCGCCGACGUCGACGGCCCCGCUGCGGCCGACACACCGGCCGUCGCGCUCGCGCACCCUUUCGCUCCUCUCCACGUUCAGCCGGCACUCGCUCGCCGAGCCGGCACCGGAGGCGUCGCAGCCCAGCGUGGCGCCUCUGUCGCCCAAGCGCUCGCUGCGCCGCACGAGCGUGCGCAAGCCGCGCGCCUUCCUCGCCGCCGAGCCCGUCGUCGACGAUGCCGAGCGGCCCACCAGCGCCCUCUCCUUCGCCUGCGCCGGCGAGCAGGACGACGACGCUGCGCCCCUCGCCGCCUUCUCGCCCUCGCCGCGCCCCGCCGCGCUGCUGGUGAUGCCCAAGGACAUCGACACCUACUCGCUCUCCUCGCUGCAGGCCGCCGCCGGCUUCCCCUCGCCGGCGCUCAGCACGUCGAGCUCCAAGAGUGACGACUCGUACUUCUACGCCUCGUCCUCCAACGACAGCACGCCGCGCAACUCGGGCGAGCACUCGCGCUGCCAGCUCGUCGUGAGCAGCUCGCGCGCCGCCAGCAGCCACGGCGCCUCGCCGCGCGGCUGGCACCUGCCCUGCCCGCCCACGCCGACGCUGCCGCAGGGCGACUGGAGCACCUGGCCCACGUACGCCUCGCCGCCCGUGUCGCCCAAGACGGAGCUGCCGCCUCGCAACUCCAGCCUGCCCGUCGUCAAGCUCGACGCUCCCGCGGCCGCACCCGCACCCGCUCCUGUCGCUGCCGCGCCCACCUCCAUGGUGCGCGCUCGCUCGCAGGAGCGCCGCAGCAAGGGCCUCGGCAUGGCCGUCGUGCCCGCCGUGCCGGCCAUCAAGGCUCCGGUCUGCGACGAGGGAGCGCAGUGGACGCUGGCGCUCAACUGGGACGACGACGAGGAGUACUACCGCAGCGCGCGCCUCACCUCGGCCUCGUUCGUCGCCAGCGACCGCUUCCUCGGCCGUGCGCAGCGUCGCGGUGCCUCGCCGCCUCGCGCCGGCGUCUCGACGCAGACGUGGUGCAUCUCCACCGCCGUCGACGACUCGGCUGCGCCGCUCUUCGUGCCGCGCUCGCGCUCGCAGCUGCAGAGCAACGUCGCCAUGGCCGCCACGCGCGAGGUCGACUCGGACGAGGAGUCGGACGACUCGCAGGCUACGAGCAUCGGCAGCAUGCCCUCGACGCCGCGCGCCAGCGUCUGGCAGCUCCCCGUCCCCAGCCCCACCGCUCCCCUCAACGUCCGCAAGAAGGCCUCUGCUGCCUCGCAGCCGCGCAAGAGCGCCCUGCGCUGCCCGGCACGCACCAAGGGCGACGGUCGCCGCGUCACCUUCGCGCCCACCCUCGUCGUCUAAAGAAAACCCUGGUCCCCUCUAAUCUACACUGUCACCUGUCACCGUCCAUACCUCAUCGCACUCGCUUAAUUGCAUGC
This is a messenger RNA of Tilletiopsis washingtonensis, 1769 nucleotides long. RefSeq lists its product as hypothetical. The record is from RefSeq and is a predicted model, not a curated record. The transcript has a single exon. Lineage: Eukaryota; Fungi; Basidiomycota; Exobasidiomycetes; Entylomatales. The coding region runs from base 256 to 1692 and encodes 478 amino acids.